Messenger RNA from Poecilia latipinna (sailfin molly), 2120 nucleotides. Its product is annotated as cadherin-related family member 1-like. Gene Ontology annotation, biological process: homophilic cell-cell adhesion. The record is from RefSeq and is a predicted model, not a curated record. NCBI's taxonomy places the organism in Eukaryota, Metazoa, Chordata, Actinopteri, Cyprinodontiformes, Poeciliidae. Gene Ontology annotation, cellular component: plasma membrane. The transcript has 10 exons. Gene Ontology annotation, molecular function: calcium ion binding. The annotation marks the transcript as partial.
CGAAGUGCCUUUGUUUUCACAGGAUGGAGGUGGGAAGUACAAAGGGAAGCACCAGGUGCUGACCUCCACGGCUACUGUAACAAUCAAUGUCCUUGAUGCCCAAGACAUGCCCCCAUUCUUUGUGGGAACCCCAUACUUUGGGUACAUCUACGAAGUCUCGGUUCCUGGGUCUGAAAUAUACACAGUGUCUGCUAAAGACGGGGAUCAAGGCAAUCCCAACCCUAUCCAUUAUUCCAUUGUGAAUGGGAGUGAUGGUGUUUUUGAGAUAAACAGCACCAGUGGAUGCAUUUCUCUAACAACUCCUCCAUCUCUGCUGAAAAAUGAACUCUAUGAAAUAAAAGUGAAGGCAUCUGAGGUCGGAUCCAACAACCAGCUGUUGGACUACGACGUCACCACAGUGACUGUGCGGGUGGUGGAUCUUAAUAACCAUCCUCCUACGUUUUAUGGAGAAAAUGGACCCCAGAGCAAGUUUGAGGUCACCAUGUAUGAGCAUCCUCCUGCUGGAGAGAUCCUCAGAGGCUUCAAGAUCACAGUGAACGACUCUGACCAGGGGGCAAACGCUAAGUUUAAACUGAGACUGGUGGGACCCAGUAGAGUUCUACGAGUUGUUCCCCAGACGGUCCUGAAUGAAGCGCAGGUGACCAUCAUUGUGGAGGACGCAUCUGGUAUAGACUUUGAAAAGGGACCAACCCUAUCUUUUAAGCUGCUGGCGGUAGAGAUUGACACUCCUGAGCGUUUCAGUGCGACAGCUGACAUAGUGAUCAACCUGCUGGACUCAAAUGACAACGUCCCCGUUUUCACGUCCGAGUACUACAUCGCCAGAGUGCCUGAGAACUCCCCCGGCAGCUCCAGUGUCCUGUCUGUCACAGCGAAUGAUCCAGACUCUGGUUCCUGGGGUGAAGUCAAAUACACGAUUUAUGGAUCAGGAUCAGAUUUAUUUGCCAUCCACCCAUCAACAGGCCUUAUCAUCACACAACCCUGGACCAGUCUGGACGCAGAGAUGAGGUCAAAAUACAACUUCUACGUCAAGGCGGAAGAUUCAGAAGGCAAGUACAGCAUCGCUGAAGUCUUUGUCAGCGUCCUUGACAUGAACGACCAUCCUCCCGAGUUUGAUGAGGAAUUUCAAGAGAAGACCAUGAUCAUUGGGACGCCUGUCAAAGUUCAGGCCGUGGACGAGGACGCAGAGUCUCCUAACAACGUCAUCGAGUACUCCAUCAUGACAGCCGAUCCCGACAACGCGUUUGACAUCAAUGCAAACACAGGGGAGAUCCAGCUGAAGCCUUUCAUCAAGACUAUGGAGAUUGUGCACAAUAUCACCAAACAAAAGGAUUGCAAGUGGUCUCUGGUGGUCCAGGCCAGGGACCGGGGAUCCCCAUCCUUUAGCACCACAGCUGUGGUCAACAUCGAUAUCACAGAGGCGACUCCUCUCAAGGGGCCUAUGGCAGCAUUUUUAAUGAAAAGUAGGGACAAUCCUCUGAGAGCUUUAGGCAUUGUCACUUUUAUCAUUCUCGUACUGGUAGGAGUGACUGUGAUGAUCUCCACGGUCAUGUACAUGCGCAACUCAAAGUCAAACAGAAUCAUGCCAGUCCGACGCAUCAUUAAGAAGCGACCCAGGGACCAGCAGACGUGGAAAUUCAAGAUUCCUGUCAUCAAGCUGUCCAGCCCAGCAGAGAAGUUUCUGAUCAGUGACCCAGAAAGCAACCCACCGCAGGAAAUCAGCAGCCCCAGGCUGAAGCCUCCACCUCCUAUUGCUCCUUGUCUGCCCCCUCCGCCUCCCUCUAGCUCUCGGGCUAUUGAGCGGCCCCGGGCGGUCCCAACCAUAUCUGGUGCACUGGCCUACAAAGGUUCAAAGAAGGCAAAGCCUGGCCGCCGCAAAGAGGGAAACAUCAGUUCUGCGUUGGUGUCUGAGCUUAAAAUGAAGCUGGAGCAGAAGAUUAAUGAGAAUAACCAAGGGUAUUAUUAAACAGAACUGCAAAUACAUCUGGUUUAAGGGUCGCUCAGUCCAUUUGUCAAUGGCUCUGUGCUCUUAUCUUACAUGCAGCCGUCAUGAUGAUUGGUAGAAGGAUCUAACUUUGGAUUUUUUUUUCUUGUCAUAUGUUUAAGUCUUAACAGACAUCAAA